Messenger RNA from Physcomitrium patens, 1404 nucleotides. The record is from RefSeq and is a predicted model, not a curated record. Lineage: Eukaryota; Viridiplantae; Streptophyta; Bryopsida; Funariales; Funariaceae.
GCGAUAUCCUUUCAAUACCCUGGAAGUGGGUGUAAUAUGAUAACUUCGAAUACCCGGCCACUUCUCGAGUUGAGUGGCCUUUCACUUUUAGACAGGGUUCGAUGCUCUUUGGAAGUUCCAGCAACAAGUAACAGAAUACAAAUUUUGUUGUGCCAAAUCAAUUCUGGUUUUGUAAAAAUCUUUAAAUCUUGACCUAGAAAUGUGGCAAACUAUGUUUUUAAUCGAGACCAUCAAUUGACACUUUCGGCACGAAGACUACUUCGUUACUAAAGCAACGGUUGCAGUUCACGAACACUUGCCGAUAUACUUGAAGGUGAUUAAGUCUUUUCGUGUCAUUUGAACUUGUCUUUUUUGCGGACAUUACUAAUAUUUAAUUUUUGUGUUCAUCGUGCAGACUUGAAUAAUUGUAUUUUUGCAAGGAAAACUUACGAAGUCUGCUAUAAGAAAGCGUUAAGUGAGGUAGAAUUCAAAUAAGCGACUGAAGUUCCGUCGACAUGAAUAAGAAAAAUCAGGGCAUGAGAGUUGGGAAAUCUGAACUUGGUAGAUCUCUUGGAGCAGUUACUUUCGCCAAAAUCAAGUUUGCAAAGAAUUUGGAGACUAGCCAAAGUGUAGCCAUCAAAGUUCUGGAUAAGGACAAGAUCCUCAAACAUAAGAUGGUUCAGCAGAUUAAAAGAGAAAUAUCCAUGAUGAAGCUAGUGAAGCACCCGUAUAUUGUGCAACUUCUUGGGGUCAUGGCUAGCAAAUCAAAAAUCUACAUUGUGCUAGAGUAUGUGACUGGCGGCGAGCUUUUUGAUAAAAUUGUAAGUACAUACGUAUCCCAGCUGAAAAAAUUUACCAAAACUUUUGGUUUAAGAACGGAUAUUCUCCUCCUAAGUUUGAGAGGGACUUGGAUAUCAACCUCGACGAUAUUGAUGCUGUAUUCACCACCGGCAGUGAAUGCAUUUGAGCUCAUCUCUCUCUCUCGUGGACUUAAUCUCUCUGGCUUAUUUGAAACACAAAGCCAGCCUGCUAAUGAGAUUAUUAGCACCAUUGAGAAAGAUGCUAAGCAUUUUGCCUUCAAUGUACAGAAAAGGGAUUACAAGAUGAAGUUGCAAGCAGACAAGUACGGCAGAAAGGGCCAUCUUUCAGUGGUUACGUAGGUUGGUUUAGUACUAAUGGAAAAACUAAUACGUUGAAUUCUGAAAAGUUAGGUUUUUUGCAUUGGAACACAACGUGAUGAGUAGUAAGGAUUAAUUUUUUCACAGAGGAAUUGCCGCAUUAUAUCAAUGCUAAAAUCAUAAAGUAUCUAGUGGUGGGUGACUCAUAGAUGUCUGCAGGUUUUGCCCCCCCCUUUUGCUCCAACACAUUCUUGUUUGUAAUGUGAAUGAAGUCCCAUUUUUGUAACAUGAUAUUAGAGCCCUAGAU